Molecule: messenger RNA, 5237 nt
Organism: Anopheles gambiae (African malaria mosquito)
Lineage: Eukaryota; Metazoa; Arthropoda; Insecta; Diptera; Culicidae
Product: G-protein coupled receptor moody
Exons: 10
Coding region: 3101-4459 (452 amino acids)
Biological process (GO): G protein-coupled receptor signaling pathway
Cellular component (GO): membrane
Molecular function (GO): G protein-coupled receptor activity
Source: RefSeq, a predicted model, not a curated record
AUUGUUUACUUUAUUUUGUAAUGUAAACUAAUUUAGCCGACACCGUAGGAUGAAGAAACACUUCGGCCGACACGCUGGACACGCGGUGGUCUGCAACCCUCCCGGACCCACCCGACCUGUGGUGAUGGUGGGGUCGGGUGGUCUUAGGGUGUUGGGUGGGUUGUGUAUACAUGCCGUACCCCGUCGUAGGCAGGCUUUUCUCGUUUUCACUCGGACGAAAGGGAAAUUCAUGUCGCCGAUAUUUGCCCGCGGUAGGAAAUGCCGUCCCGUGUUUGAUGUCGCUUGCACGCAAGUUGGUUUGAAUCCGUGCAAGGGCGCGCACGUGCGCUCGUGUGCAAGUUGCACCGUGCCGUUUUUGUUGCCGUGUUGCCAUGUCAACGGAAUAAUUUGGCGGGAAAUGCAUCGACACGUGUAGUCUGUUUUUUUCUCUUGACUAUUUAAAUAGAAGCAAUGAAAUGCGUCGACAUCAACCUAAUAGGAACACAAUCAUUUCACAAAGAAAAAAUGCUCUUCAAAACUGGGACAGACUGUAUGCUGGAAACAUGCAAAAAAGGUAGCAAUUAUGACUGAUUUUCAGACUGAAGGAGAAAAUGUGUGAACAAUGUCGGUUAGAUUCAUAAUCUGAUCUGAAAGCAUCGGGCAUGAUGUUCGUAUCCUGCAGUGCCAGAUGCUACCAGUCCUAGUGACAAAGCUCAUCUCUAUCCUCCUCUAUUCUGUCGACCUUUUUUCAACUAUUUCCUUUCCCCCUUGCUUCCAGGACGCAGGCCACAUUUUCACGGUACAUCAGAAGAAAGGAGAAAAAAAUACCAGCUGGAAUCAGGACUAUUAGAAAUGAGAGUGAGUGAGACGGAGUCGGCUCUCUCUUGGUGUUUGUGAGAUGGCAAGUAUGCGGUCAUUUUUCCUUCAUUAUUUAAUUGUUCGAGAUAAAUGAGGGAGAAUGGGAAAGGCAUUUCAACAAACAGGACAAACACCAAAAUAUUUACCACCAUUCACUUAUCUCACCAACAUUAAGCUCGAUUAUGUUUAUGAAACAAUGCACCUAUUCUAAUAAAUUUGUAACAUUUUCAAAUACUCAUGCCAAGCGAAAAAAAAAAUGAAUGAUUUAUCACUUCAACAUCAACUGCAGCGGUUUUGUAACAAAACGUUUGCCUCUUCCUUGUUUUCUUCCCGGAUUAACUUGCGCCGUAUGUAUUACAGCCUUUGUUUUGGUUUUGUCUUUCAUUCUACACAACAUUUGCACAACACGGCUCGGGCCGCACGAAGGAGAAAGCGAGACGGCUAGAGAGCGGAGAUGAAUGAAGCGAGCGCGCUCUCUCUCUCGCCGAACACGUUCAGAGCGCGAGAGUAAAUAAGCCGUGCUACCGGCGUUAUCCGUGAUGGAUGCAGCUCACACGGAGUGGGAACAGUUUUUUAAUUUUAUGCGAUUUAUGAUUUCAACUUCUCGUUCAUGAUUAUUCCUUCAAUUAGAGUUGUACAAAAAUUCACCUUUUUUUCGUAUAUCACUUCAUAAAGCCAUCGAAAUUGCCAAAAUGCUCAACGCAUACACACAACCAUCACAAUUGGUUGCAGACAGCAAGGUUAAGCCUGCAGACGGCACAGCCCAGCCGCAGCACCGAGGCCUGCUGCAAAUCGCACCGCGUGAUUAUUUACCUCUCGCGAGUCGUCGCGUUACCACAGUGUGCUGUACAGUGUGUGUGCGCGCGGAGCACAGUUUAGAUCCAGGACCAAGAGCCCUACCAACAUACAUUCCAACAACUGUUAGCAGCAGCAAGUCUGGCAGUACGGUACGGCAUUUGACGACAGCAAAACGAUAACGUACAGUGCGCGCGCGAUUUGAGUCGUUCGAGUCGGUUCCAGCCAGCUACACACAUACACACGCCCGCCCGUUUUAAUUUUUUGUCUAACUGCCGUGCAUCGUCAAUUCGUUGUUUACAUUUUCGUCAGCAGCGCUAGUUGAUAAGGAAUAGGCAACGCGUCGGUGCCCAGUCGAACGGGUGUAGUGAGGCCCGUGUGCUGUACAGAUUUGAGCCACGAUCGUUCCGGAUGGUUUGACUGUGAGUGAAUGAGUGAGCGAUUGUCCCCGGCUGUGGGUAGAAAUAUUUGAAGCAGAGAAGGGGGUAUCAAAUAUUUGAAACCACACAAAAAAGGAUGAUGUGUGUGCGUGCAAGCCUCGAAAAGACAAAUAUUUGACGACGGCUAAGAAACCAACGCCAGGGGCUGAUUGUGUGUUAUCGGUGAGUCCAUUGCUCCGGUUUUCUAUCACCUUAUCGCGCACCCCGAUCCGAUCGUUCUGCCCAGUGAGUGUGCGCGUGUGUGUGUGUGUGUUCAAUACGGUGACAAACGUCCAGCACCGUGAAGCCGUGAAGCAGCCAAAGAAAGUGCCCCUUUUGUGGCCAAGUUUUGAAAAAAAGGAAAGGGUUCUAGAACGGAUUUGUUCCCCCCUUUCGUGUUCGAUUUGCCAUCGCAGCCUACUGGGAUUGCUGCUGCUGCUGCUGCUACUCACCGGUACAGUAUGAGUGUCUUCACCUAUCGCCUGCUUGCAUUGACCGUGGUGUACUUUACCUGCCUCAAGGUUGGCCAAAUGCUGUAUCAAACCCUUGCCAGCGGUGAGGUUGAGAAUUAAUACAGAAAAAAAAAGUAGCAUUUUCCAAGGAAGGGAACAAACACACACAAGCAGACAAACACAUAUGCGUAGUGUGAUUGCAAAAUUAAAUGUGAGUGAAAACUGUGUGCCCUACCCGUCACCCAAUCAAAGGUGUGUAGCCGCACGUGUGUGAGAGCGAGUGCCAUAAGAAGGGCGAAGAAGGUACGGCGAAGAAGUGUGCAUUGUGUACACGUCUGUAGAAAAGGGGGAAAGAUAAUGUUCUGUGAAAAGUGUACAAAAAGCUGAGCAAAAUAUGCUAUAAUAGUGGAAGAAUUGUCCAAAAGUGAAAGCAAUAAUCAGUGCCAGUUGUACGGGAUCAGGUCCCCUUGUGUGCAAAAGCAAACACCAACGAUCGAGAAUCUCACCGCCGAGUCGUCUUCCGAGUGGCCCUAACCCCGUUCUAACACCAGCACGUUCACAACCCACCAACCAACCUUUCGCCGUCUCGGCCGUGCCAUGGAUGAACUCAUCAACGGGACGCUCCAGCGUCUACCAUUCGAUGACGGGGGACGAUGGAGCAACGUUACUUCCGUUCUGCCAACGAUCGACACGGCGACGGCCGGGGAGGAGACUGACUUCCCGGACGAAACCAGCAGAUUUUCCCGCCCAUUGCUAACGUUUGCUGCCGUCGCGACGAUCACAAUUAUGGUCACAGGAAUUGUGGGCAAUUUGCUUACGAUUGUCGCACUGCUCAGAUGUCCCAAGGUGCGAAAUGUGGCGGCCGCCUUCAUUAUCAGCCUGUGCAUAGCGGAUUGUCUGUUUUGCAUCAUCGUCCUGCCAUUCAACGCGAUGCGCUUCAUCCAGGGCACGUGGAUGCACGGCGAGACGCUCUGCACGCUGAUAACGUUUAUGCAAUACGGCAGUGUCGGCGUGUCGCUGCUUUGCAUCACGAUGAUCAGCAUAAACCGCUACAUUAUGAUCGCACACUACAGCAUCUACCCGAAGGUGUACAAGACGUCCUGGAUUAUGGUGAUGAUCGUUGCCUGCUGGCUGUUUUCCUACGGCUUCCAACUGCCAACGCUUUUCGGUGUUUGGGGAAAAUUCGGUUACAACCAUCAACUCGGUACCUGCUCGAUACUGCCGGACGACGAGGGACGCAGCAGCAAGACGGCCAUGUUCAUCAUUGCCUUUAUCAUUCCGUGUAUGAUUAUCGUGAUAUGCUACAGUCGCAUCUUUUGCGUCGUGCACAAAUCGGACAAGCGGAUGAAGAACCAUUCCAAAUCACAGUGCAACAUUCCAAACAAUCUGCGAUCGGCGGCCGAUCCGGCCUCGCCCCUGUCGGCCGGCAGUUCCAGCUCGGCCAACAACAACUCCAUCAGCUACACGGCCAGCUCGUCGGCGGUGAAGGUCGCGGGCGCCGCUCGCACCGCAGCGGACGCGCGGGACGCAAAGGCCCGGCGCAACGAGUGGCGCAUCACCAAGAUGGUGCUGGCGAUCUUUCUGUCGUUCGUCAUGUGCUACCUGCCGAUCACGAUAUCGAAAAUCGUCGACAAGAAUGUCUCGGUGCCGGUGCUGCACAUCAUCGGCUACAUUAUGCUGUACCUUUCGGCGUGCAUCAAUCCGAUCAUUUACGUGAUCAUGAACAAGCAGUACCGGCAGGCGUACAAGACCGUGAUCUUCUGCAAACCGUCACGCCUGCUUGGCUUCGGUGGUAGCAGUGUUGGAGAGAAAUGGAAAGACAUCGGGUACAGCUACAACCACAGUCGUACCAUGGUGUCCCAAGUUUCAAUAGCCGAACCAGAGUCGCCCCCAUCCAGCCGACUACGCCAAGAUUCGCCGCACCCACAACAUUUAGUCGCCAUUCAAGAUAGUUAGUAGAAGAUAAGACUUGUGAGAACUGCACAACCCUAAGACACACAGGAGGACAGUGGACUGAAAACGCAUUAUCUUUCUCCCUACACUAAUAAUAAUAAUAGUAAUAAUAGUAAUAGCAGUGUACCGGAGCACACAGUGAGCAGUGACCACCCUGCUGAUAAGCCACUUGAAUAUGACCAAAAACAUGGAAGACAUGGCCGAAUGGAAACCAGCAAACCAGAGCUUACGUUCACCAAAACGCCACUUAUGACACCAAAACGACUCCAAAAAUGCACCACGAUUCGGGGGGUUUAUUUUAAAAUCGCGUUGGGAACCUGUAAGUCCCAAACAACUACUACUAUGUAACAUUCACGAUGCCAAACCGAUAGGGUUAACUAAUACAUUUUCUGCAAGCUAAUGGCAGAGGCGCGAACGAUUUCGCUAGCGAAAAAGGUUGAAUUUCGAGGAGGAAGUUUAAGGUUUGUUGGUAGUUUGUAAGGAUGAGCGCAUGAGUAUAGUAAUAGUGUUCUUAGUUCAUACAAAGCGAAUGCAAAGCUCCAAAGAUGUGACGAGAGUUAGGAGCCAAGAGCAGCAGAGAAAAAAUGUCAAGACAAAAGGCCCGGCUCUUGUUAUCGUUUGCAAUAUAGUUGAUAAGAUUAAAUUAUUCGCCUUUAGUUUCGGAUGCGACGGACGCGGUUUCUGAACAGCGGCUACUUCCCGCAAGCAACGACACUUCUCUCUCUGUAACCUGUACAAAAAUCAAACCGAUCAAGUGAAUAAUGACAGCUCUUAACGUAAA